Leptidea sinapis is the source of this 988-nucleotide messenger RNA. RefSeq lists its product as uncharacterized. Bases 89 to 793 code for a protein of 234 amino acids. Gene Ontology annotation, molecular function: N-acetyltransferase activity. NCBI's taxonomy places the organism in Eukaryota, Metazoa, Arthropoda, Insecta, Lepidoptera, Pieridae. The record is from RefSeq and is a predicted model, not a curated record. The transcript has 4 exons.
CCACAUUCGUGUUACGAUUCAGUAUCAAUCAACGCUUUGAGUUCCUCAGAAGUCACAUCACUAUUCACGCGUUGUUUCAAUUUAAAAAAUGUCUGAACGAGAGUAUCCUAAGAUUUGGAGUGAAUUUGAGCGCACAGUUGAAGGGAAGGGAGUAUUAAAAUUUGUUAUCGAGGAUGUACCGGAGUCAAUGUGGGACGCGGCAGUUGAAUUUAUGCUGGGUAAUUACGUCGAAGAGGAUGUUUGGUGGUCUACAGCCGGUACGGCCCAGGACCAAGAAGCUAUAGAAGAAUACCGAGUUUUAUGGAAUUCAAUAAUAAAACAGAAGUUGAGUUUGGCGUGCUUUUUGGUGCAAGAUGACGGCGAGAAGAUCCUCGUGGGAGUUAAUAUGUGUAGGAUUCAGGAGCAGGGACAGUUUGUGGAACACAAGCCACCCAAAACAAAGGCCGGUCUGUUGUCGCUGCGUAUGUUCGCUGAGGCCAUGAAAGUGACAACGAUUCAUGAGAAAUACGAUGUGUCGGCUUAUCUCAUGGGAGCUGGUCUCUCCGUCGCCACUCAAUACAGAGGGCUUGGUAUUUCUGUUGAGCUGCUCAAAUGUAGAAUGUUACUUGCAAAGGAAGUCGGACUUAUUGUAACCGGAGGUAUAUUCACAAGCGCCGCAGCUCAACGCGUUGCAGAAAAGGCGGGAAUGGAAUGCUUACACCAACUUUCCUAUAAAGACUUCGGUGAGCAAUGUGAAAUCGAUUUUAACACCAGUACAGAGAACUUAAAAGUAUUCGGCAAAAGAAUCGAAUAGGAUUACAAAAACAUUAAAUCUUCUGUGAAACAGCUCGUGUAUUAAAUGCGUUCUUUUAGUAUUUCUCUUUUUACGAUGUCAUAUUCCAGAAUGGUUUUAUUCCAUGUUUAUGUUUCUGAGCCACACUUUGUUAUGAAAUUGUCACUUAUAAUGCUUUCAAGUUAGCACCUACAAAUAAACACUUUUAUAAUAAAA